Tribolium madens (black flour beetle) is the source of this 1765-nucleotide messenger RNA. Its product is annotated as probable cytosolic Fe-S cluster assembly factor CPIJ010948. The transcript has 7 exons. The record is from RefSeq and is a predicted model, not a curated record. Bases 88 to 1542 code for a protein of 484 amino acids. Lineage: Eukaryota; Metazoa; Arthropoda; Insecta; Coleoptera; Tenebrionidae. Gene Ontology annotation, biological process: iron-sulfur cluster assembly. Gene Ontology annotation, molecular function: 4 iron, 4 sulfur cluster binding. Gene Ontology annotation, cellular component: cytosolic [4Fe-4S] assembly targeting complex.
CAACAUGAAGAUAAAAAUGUCCCAACUGUCAUGUUUUAAUAAAAAUUAAUAAUAAAAGCAAUUUUACUAUUUAACGCGUAGAGAAAAAUGUCGCGAUUCAGUGGAGUGCUACAAUUAACUGAUUUGGAUGAUUUCAUAACACCGUCACAGGAGUGUAUCAAACCUGUCCAAAUUGAGAAAAGUAAAAGCAGUACUGGCGCUAAGAUUACAAUACAAGAUGAUGGAUCUUAUCUACAAGUUGGAACCGAUGGGUCUACACAAAAGUUGCAAAAAGUUGAAAUUUCUCUGUCUGAUUGUUUGGCUUGUUCAGGUUGUAUAACAUCUGCUGAGAGCGUAUUAAUUACACAACAAAGCCAAGAAGAAAUAUUGCGUGUGUUUGAGGAAAAUACAGCAUUAAAAAAUGCAGGGAAAUCGCAAGAUGCCAAAUUAAUUGUAGUGUCCCUUUCCAUUCAACCAGUUUUAUCAGUAGCGAGUCGUUACAACCUCCCUGUUAAUGAAUGUGCCGCUAAACUUGUAACAUAUUUUAAAAAAUUAGGUGCUGAUAUGGUCAUUGAUAUGAGCAUAGCUGACGAUUUUGCCCUACUUGAGAGUCAAAGAGAAUUUGUUCGUCGCUUUAGAGCUACAGAAAGUGAUGGAGUUAAAAACGUAAUCCCUAUGUUGGCUUCCAGUUGUCCAGGAUGGGUCUGUUAUGCGGAAAAAACCCAUGGCAGUUACAUUCUGCCUUAUAUUUCAACCACCAAGUCCCCACAACAAAUUAUGGGGUCUUUGAUAAAACACUGGGUUGGUAAUAACUUGGGGGGUCGGUCUAUAUACCACGUGACACUUAUGCCUUGCUACGAUAAAAAAUUAGAAGCCGCACGUGAGGAUUUUUUUAAUAAAGAAACGCAAAAUCGGGACGUUGAUUGCGUCAUUACAGCCAUUGAACUGCAACAGAUGCUAGAAAAAGAUGGAUGUGUUUUAGAAAACCUUGAACAAUCCCAAUUUUCACAGCCUUGGUUAUUGAAACAAGAUACAGACGUUGUCCCUAACUUAACUCGCCGUUUAGGAUCGGGCUCGGGGGGUUACGCUGAUCACAUUUUUAAAUAUGCAGCCAAGGAAUUAUUUGGCUUUGAAGUUGAAAACUUGGAGUAUCACAAUUUAAGGAAUCCAGAUUUUCGUGAAGUGAUUUUAGAAAAAGAGGGGAAAGUUUUAUUGCGUUUUGCAAUUGCUAAUGGUUUUAGAAAUAUCCAAAACUUGGUCCAGAAACUAAAAAGAGGCAAAUCGCAAUAUCACUAUGUUGAAAUAAUGGCUUGUCCUUCAGGAUGUCUCAACGGAGGGGCCCAAAUUCGACCUAAAGACGGCACUGUGUUAAAAGAAUUGACUACUGAAUUGGAAAAUUUAUAUUCGUCACUUCCGGUCAAAAAACCCGAAGAAAAUAAAAUCGUAAAAGAAUUAUAUGAGGGAUGGUUAGGAGGAAUGGAAAGUGAUAAAUGUACGGCGAUUUUGCACACCCAGUAUCACGCCGUGGAAAAAACGACAAACGCUCUUAAUAUAAAAUGGUAAUAUGGUGUAAUUUUUACAACAAAAUAGUUAAUUACACACUUGCUGUUUUAAUAAAAUUAGCAACACCUACUUAGGAACAAAAACAUUAGAGGCUUGUCUGAAGUCGGAUGAGUUAGUGCCAUGUCAGUUCUAGUUGUUUUCGCAAAACUCCGCCCCUUCGGACAAGCUCCGCCCACACAAGACAUUAAAAAUAAAUACGAUUCUCUCAAUAAAUAGGUUACUA